UGAGUGAUGAUGGCUCUAACGCUCGCUGUGCGUCGUGCCCGGAUUAGCAGCGCUGCUGCUGUGCGAGGCUCGUUUUUAACGCAGCGGAGGCGAAAGAUUCUCCUUCAUGGUUUAGAGCCGUUAAACGGCGCGGCUCCUGCUCCUCCGCCGGGCUCUGAGCUGUAAUCUCUCUCUGAAGGCGGACUGUAAGCCGCUCUCGCGGUGAACACCGCGGGACUCCCUUAUGGGGAGCACGAGCUCCUGCUGUGCGUCCACGAGCCCCAAGCUCAGGAGCAGCGCGCGCUCCCGACCCGAGGAGCCAGAGAAGAUCUGCGAGGAGCCGAGCUACAGCCUGCAGCAUAUCAGCGACAGAGAGCACGGAGAAGAACUCAAUUUGGAGAGCAACCCUUCAGAUCAUCCACGAGCCAGCACUUUAUUCCUCAGCAAGUCACAGACAGACAUUCAGGAUAAACGUGAGAGGCUGUAUGUAAAUCAUCAUCAUGGCACAAGCAGAAAGAGAUACAGCUCCUGCUCCACUAUCUAUCUGGAUGAUAACACAGUCAGCCAACCCAACCUCAAAUUCACCAUCAAGUGCGUCUCUUUGGCCAUUUAUUACCACAUAAAAAACAGGGAUCCUGAUGGCCAGUCACUGCUGGAUAUCUUUGAUGAGAAGCUCCACCCACUAUCGAAGUCUGAGAUACCUGAAGACUAUGAUAAGCAGAACCCGGAGCAGAGGCACAUCUAUCGCUUCAUCAGAACACUGUUCAGCUCUGCUCAGCUAACUGCUGAAUGUGCCAUCGUAACACUGGUGUAUCUGGAGCGCUUGUUGACAUAUGCAGAGAUUGAUAUGUGCCCAGGGAACUGGAAGCGUAUUGUACUGGGGGCCAUUUUACUGGCCUCUAAAGUGUGGGAUGACCAGGCUGUGUGGAAUGUGGACUACUGUCAGAUCCUCAAAGACAUCACAGUAGAGGACAUGAAUGAGUUGGAACGAGAAUUCCUGGAGCUGCUGCAGUUCAAUAUUAAUGUCCCGUCCAGCAUUUACGCAAAGUAUUACUUUGACCUGCGUUUGCUAGCAGAAGCCAACAAUCUCACCAACCCUACUGAAGCCCUCAGUAGAGAAAGAGCACUUAAACUAGAGACAAUGUCUCGGCUGUAUGAGGAGUAUAAGAAUCUUAGCAAAGCAUCGCCCCAGCGUUCUGUCAGUGUUGACAACCUAACCAUGACAAGAUGGGUCCCAGCCAUUUUAUCAUAACACAGACACAACAACUAUAACACAGCCUGAAAAACUAAGUUACUCCAUCUUCCCAUUACCUCCAAAUACUGUAGACAAGCACUGGAGCUAUGAUGCUAAUGUAGCUAACAAGUAAUGGAAGCCUAUACUAAUUAAUUAGCUUUAUAAAAUACAUGCCUAUAUUAUCACACACCUUUCUUAAACUACACUGAGUUUUUAAGUAAUCUAAAAUAGACCUGCUUUUGUGGUUUCUGAUGGUGAUUGGACAGGUUCCUGGCACACUGGAUGGACUAUGAUUGGAUUUAGCAGGGGAAAAGCUGUGCUCAGAAUUUAAGCUAGUUUGUCGUUUUUUGGUGAGUUUUAAAAAGUAUGUAACACCAAUAAACUGCAUUGCUAAGUAAUGCAGCUGACAUGUGAUUAGGCUUUACUUCUCCCUGCAUCCCAUCUGUUAUUCAUACAUUGACUGACAUAUAUUUCAGUCACUCUUGUUGAGAGGAAGCUAUAGGCUGGCCCAUCUGUAUCAUUCACAGUCAACUUCAGCAGUUAAUUCAUUUUGGUGAGCUUUAAACAUUUUUUGACUGGAAACUAUUGAAGAAAUCUAGCAUCCCUUGUUUCUGACGUUAUGAUAAACUGUUCCCUGUAAAAAUUGACAAAAGUAUGAUUUAGUGUGCAUAAUGCUAACCUGUUGGCUAGAGGCUAUUACGUACUUGUUAGCUACAGACCAGUGACAAAUUAAAGGAAAAACCAUCAUGAAGUGUCUUACUGAGGUGUUGGGGCACCACAAACUACCAGAACAGCUUCAGUGCACCUUGGUGUAGAUUCUGCAAGUCUCUGGAGCUGUACUGGGUAGAUAGAACACCAUUCAUCCAAAAGAUUGCCUUAGUUAGUGUUUUGAUGAUAGUGUUGGAGGGCUCUAUUUAACACGUCUGUUCAAAAUCUUCAACAGGUGCUCAGCUGGAUUUAGAUAUGGGGAUUGCAAAGUGCCAUAGCAUUUGAUUUCAUUAUAGGAUAAAGGUGAUAAAUUAACAUAACUUUGUAUUGGUUUGCAGUUACCCUCCCCUCUAUAGAGACAAGUAGACCCAAACCAAGCUAGCAAAAUGCCCUCCACAGCAUAACAGGGGCAUUAGACCCACUCGCUUUAGGGGUCAGGCAUUCAGGUAUCUUCAUGGUGUAUACCACACAUGCCCUCCCAUUUGUAGAGAUGGUAAACAAUGACUCAUGUGACCAUCUGAUCAUAUCACUGUUUUCCACAUCUCUGUUGACCAGUUACUGUGAUUUUUACACCUUAGAGCUCUGAAAUGUGCAUUCAUCUUAGUAAUGAGACGUUUAUGAUCUGCAGCUCUCCUAUCAAAUCUCUAUCUGUGUAGUUCUUGCUGACUGGUCAUGUCCUCCAAUGAUAUUCUCAGUCACCUGGGGAACAUCUCUUUUAUUUUUUCUUAACUCAUAUCACACUAAGCAUCAUUCAGUAUGUACUGUCAACCACAACUUCCAAAGCCAUUUCCUGAUGUUGUUCCCAUAGGUCUAAACGCAAAUAUCAUGUAACAUAAACUAUCACCAAAUUAUCACAUUAUUCAGCAGUACAGAAAGUCAGGAGAUCCACAGAACAUGGGAUCAAGCCUCAGUGACUACUGGAACAAGAUGUCUAUUUCUAGAAACAAAAAUAAUAGUACUAAUCAUCUGUCCUACUGGUUCCAGGACUAAAGACUCCAAUACUAUGCCAUGGCCUGCUUCUCUGACCCUCUGGAUUGCAGGACUGGUCUCACAGUUUCAUAAGCUCUAGGUCCAUGGCAGUACAUUCACAGUAACGUUAAUCCAACGGAUUCAAUCCUGGUCCUGGAGUACAAUCACCCUGCAAGCUGGUGUGUUCUUCCUGCUCUAAAACAACCAGUUUGCAUCAGGACGGGCUGACCCAGCUUAUCAACCACAAACAUUCUGAUGUUGAAUGUCCAGGAAAAAGAGCAAAUUAAUAAGUGUGAAUUGGAGGGGGAGGAAACUUUUCCACCAUAAACACACAGGGAUACUGCAUUAACUCAGCAUUUGUCUUUGUUGGUAUUCUGGAAUGUUCUAGAAUGGCAUCUUGAUUACACAGUGCUUUUACAUGAUCAGGAUGUCCUUUAUUCUCAAAUGAACUCCAAAAAUCUUUAGAUGUUUUGAAGCACACAUUUUCUGAGCCGAUUCUCCAUUAGGGUCGCAGGGGGGUGCUGGAGCCUAUCCCAGUAGUCAUUGGGUGGAAGGCAGGAUACACCCUGUCACCAGUCCAUUGCACACAGACAGAUCAAUCACUCACACACUCACAAUCACUCACACACUCACACCUAGGGGCAAUAUAACAUGUCCAAUUGGCCUGACUGUAUGUCAUUGGACUGUGGGAGGAAACUGGAGAACCCAGAGGAAACCCACACAGACACUGGGAGAAAAUGCAAACUCAACACAGACAGGACCCCAGUCGGGGAAUCGAACCCAGGCCCUCCUUGCACUACCACACCAGUGCCACACCACUGUGCCACCCACGUUUGGAAGCUUGACAAUUAAAUAAUGGAGAAAUCUUGGAAUUUGAAAGAUUUUUUUAAUGCCAUUGAGAAACAUAUCCAAGAUUCUACAACUAACCCAAAUAUGGUGUAUUGAACCUGGGCUGUGAAUGAAAUGGAUCCUUACUCCCUCUUUAGAACAGUUACCAUUGAUGAGCGGCAGGCAGUAAACGUGUUAGGGGAGGGGCGUACAAUUCCGCAAAGGGCUGGUGUGACUGCAAGUUUUCAUUUAAUCAAAGUAGGAGCACAUGUAUUCCCGGAUAGAAGGAGAAGAGGGAGAAGAGGGAGACCUCAGAGAAGGUUUAUGGAUGUAGUGAAGGUGGACAUGGAGAUGGUUGGUGUGAAAGUAGAGGAGGCAAUGGAGAGGGCAAGAUGGAGGCAGAUGAUCCGCUGUGGCGACCCCUAAAGGGAGCAGCCGAAAGAAGAAGAAAGAAGAGGAGCACAUGUGUUCAGUCGGUUGAAAACUGAUCAAUUGAUUAAACAAGUGAAAUCCGGUGUGCAUUUGUUUGCUUGGAAUGAAAAUGUGCAGCAACACCGGCACUUUAGUGGAUAAGAUUGGACACCACUGUCUUUGUUUUUAACUGUACAGAGCUGCUGUUUCUGAUAAGUUUAUUUUUAAUGGCUCAGCUGCCACAACAAAUGUUAGCUAACAUUAGGUUGCUAGAUAACAAGACGCUCACAAUGACUGCAAUAUUCCAAUGAUGCAAUAAUUACUGCAUAUAGCUGGAACAUUAUACAGUGCAUCAACAGAGAAUGUAAUGCCUUCACAAUCACUUUGGACUUCCAUUUACAAAUCAGAUACUACACAAAGAAGAAUAAUACAUUUAAUUUCCCAAAAACGCAAAUCAAUUUCAGUCAUAGCCCAGUGUAUUCUUUCUCUGAAUAUUCUAUAGUCAGCGCCAGUGUUAAAAGUGGAUUCAUGUGUUUUUCUACCCUUGGUAUUAUAGAACAGCUAUCAUAUACUAGAAUUAGUAUAUUAAGACUGGGGAGGCUUUGAAUUUUAGAGGAUCCAGUGCUACAAUAAGGGUUAGAUUUAGGAGUCGUGCUUUGUUGCCUUUGACAAUAUUUUAAGGUCUUAAUAGAGUAAUAGAUAUAACUUGUAAAUUGAUAUUUACUCUGUUCAUCUUAAUGCCUUCUGCCAAAGACAGUGGAAACCAGCAAAAUGUCUAAUUUUGAAGCCAGGGAUAAAUCUUGUGUCUUAUACAGUAUUUAGGAAUAUCUAUUUGUUUUCUUUGUUACACAUUUAUUUAUUAUACGCUUGAUCUGUUUUUGCAGGGAUAUAUACCAUAAGGAAUUCUUUUGUAAUAGCAAAUGAACAAGAUUCUAAGUAGCCCUGAAAGUAUUACAAUU
Messenger RNA from Pygocentrus nattereri (red-bellied piranha), 5088 nucleotides. Its product is annotated as cyclin-Y-like. The record is from RefSeq and is a predicted model, not a curated record. Bases 224 to 1231 code for a protein of 335 amino acids. NCBI's taxonomy places the organism in Eukaryota, Metazoa, Chordata, Actinopteri, Characiformes, Serrasalmidae. Gene Ontology annotation, molecular function: protein kinase binding; cyclin-dependent protein serine/threonine kinase activator activity. Gene Ontology annotation, biological process: regulation of cyclin-dependent protein serine/threonine kinase activity; regulation of canonical Wnt signaling pathway. The transcript is spliced from 10 exons. Gene Ontology annotation, cellular component: plasma membrane; cytoplasmic cyclin-dependent protein kinase holoenzyme complex.